Urocitellus parryii (Arctic ground squirrel) is the source of this 990-nucleotide messenger RNA. RefSeq names its product potassium two pore domain channel subfamily K member 15 (gene Kcnk15). Gene Ontology annotation, molecular function: outward rectifier potassium channel activity; potassium ion leak channel activity. Gene Ontology annotation, cellular component: plasma membrane. NCBI's taxonomy places the organism in Eukaryota, Metazoa, Chordata, Mammalia, Rodentia, Sciuridae. Gene Ontology annotation, biological process: potassium ion transmembrane transport; stabilization of membrane potential. The record is from RefSeq and is a predicted model, not a curated record.
AUGGGGACGGCGCGGGCGAGCGCGCGCACCGCGGCGCUGCUGCUCUGCGUCCUGUGCUACCUGCUGGCGGGCGCCGCCGUGUUCGACGCGCUCGAGUCCGAGGCGGAGAGCGGCCGGCGGCGGCUGCUGGCCCAGAAGCGCGGCGAGUUCCGGAGGAGGUUCGGCUUCUCGGCCGAGGACUACCGCGAGCUGGAGCGCCUGGCGCGGCAGGCAGAGCCGCACCGCGCCGGCCGCCAGUGGAGGUUCGCCGGCUCCUUCUACUUCGCCAUCACCGUCAUCACCACCAUCGGGUAUGGCCACGCGGCGCCAGGCACGGACUCGGGCAAGGUCUUCUGCAUGUUCUACGCCCUCCUGGGCAUCCCCCUGACGCUGGUCAUGUUCCAGAGCCUGGGCGAGCGGCUGAACGCGCUGGUGCGGUGCCUCCUGCUGGGGGCCAAGCGCUGCCUGGGCCUGCGACGGCCCCACGUGUCCACCGAGAACAUGGUGGUGGCCGGGCUGCUGGCGUGCGCCGCCACCCUGGCGCUGGGGGCCGCCACCUUCUCGCACUUCGAGGGCUGGUCCUUCUUCCACGCCUACUACUACUGCUUCAUCACCCUCACCACCAUCGGCUUCGGGGACUUGGUGGCGCUGCAGAGCGAGGAGGCCCUGCAGAGGAAGCCGCCCUACGUGGCCUUCAGCUUCCUCUACAUCCUGCUGGGGCUCACGGUCAUCGGCGCCUUUCUCAACCUCGUCGUCCUGCGCUUCCUGGCCGCCAGCGCGGAGGGGCCCCAGCGCGCUGCCCGCCUGGCCGGCUCGCUUCACCGGGCGGCGCCCGAGAGCCACGCGCGGCCCCGCCGAGCCCCCGGCCCCGGCGGCUCCAUCUGCCGCUCCUGCCGCCGCAUCCGGCAGCUGGAGAGGUGCGCCCGCGACAAUCUGGGCUUCUCGCCCCCCUCGAGCCCUGUGGCCGUGCGCGGCAGCAGGGCAGACAGGCCCCGGGCCCGGUCCAUCUGA